CUUCCCUGUCUGUUGCUGCUGCCGCCGCCAAGCACCCUGGUUGUGUCUGUCACUCGCUCUGACUGCCCCCCCCCAUACGCUCGCCCAUGACCGAAACCAAGUACACCUCGCUCUCCGGACGGGUCCGGCUGACCAAGAACUACCAGUCGCUCCUGCUCUUGGCCUGCGUCGUCAUCUUUGUGGUUCUCUUUUCCGUUUUCACUCUUUCCGGAGCAAGCACAGGCUCCUCGGCCGCCCAAGUCACGGCCCCGAAAUCUCUGUACGCCGAGACUGGCCCUUAUGUGUGCGAACAUCACUAUACCGCCAAAAUUCUGGUCCAUGAGCCGCUGGUCAUGAGGAUCGACAACUUCCUGUCCUAUCGCGAGGCCGACCACAUUGUCGAGCUGGCUCGCCCACGAUUCCAGCGCUCUCCCGUAGCCUCCUCCAACGGCGACAGCGUCCACGAAGCCCGCACCUCGUCAACUGCCUUCCUUGGCAAAUCGCAUGACGAUGUCAUCGCUUGCGUCGAGGAGCGUGCGUCGAUGCUAACCUCGUUCCCCGUCAAUCACAUCGAGUCUCUCCAAGUAGUCCACUACGCCAAGGGUCAACGCUAUCUCCCUCAUUACGACUACUUUGCAAAGAGCGACCCGGAGGCAUACAAGAAAUACACUGCCAACGGCGGCCAACGGGUCAUCACCAUCUUCGGAUACCUGAACGAAAUCUCGUCGAACCCGCCGGAGGAGUGGAUCGCCGAGAAGGAGAAGGAAGGCGCCAACAUCACUGAGCUGAUUGCAAAGGGCACCGGUGGCCACACCUUCUUCCCCGAGCUCAAGCUCAGCGUCUACCCCAAGAAGGGCAGCGCCGUUCUGUUCUUCGAUAUGAACGGCAAGGGCGAGGAGGACCCCAUGACCCUCCAUGGCGGCAUGCCGCCAGAGUGGGGUGAAAAGUUUGGUCUGAACGUCUGGAUCCGACAGCGUGAGAUUGUCUAGAUGCCAGUCUCUCGUCCUCGUUAGUGGGCUCGCUAUGCCAUUAGUGUUUGCCGUCGUUGAGCAGCUCCACGGCCAAGUUUGAGUAUUUGAUCCCCUUGAUUUUGAAGUCUACCUCUAACCGAAGCGAGACACCCUAUUUUGAAUCCUGCGUGCCACUUUUACCUGGGUGUGAAUACACACCGACCGUGACCAAACAGUGUGCCCAAGAGAACCAGCAUUGUGCUCGCC
Messenger RNA from Polychytrium aggregatum, 1196 nucleotides. RefSeq lists its product as uncharacterized. The transcript is spliced from 4 exons. Gene Ontology annotation, molecular function: iron ion binding; procollagen-proline 4-dioxygenase activity; L-ascorbic acid binding. Gene Ontology annotation, biological process: peptidyl-proline hydroxylation to 4-hydroxy-L-proline. The record is from RefSeq and is a predicted model, not a curated record. The coding region runs from base 87 to 968 and encodes 293 amino acids. Lineage: Eukaryota; Fungi; Chytridiomycota; Chytridiomycetes; Polychytriales. Gene Ontology annotation, cellular component: endoplasmic reticulum.